Messenger RNA from Penaeus chinensis, 3690 nucleotides. RefSeq lists its product as uncharacterized. The transcript has 10 exons. Lineage: Eukaryota; Metazoa; Arthropoda; Malacostraca; Decapoda; Penaeidae. The coding region runs from base 95 to 1378 and encodes 427 amino acids. The record is from RefSeq and is a predicted model, not a curated record.
GGGCGGGGAGACAGGCUCAUGGCGGAAGGCAGUUUGAGUCGAUACCUUGUUUGAUCCGUAUCUUCAUCCCGAUGACCGCUUUAAGGCACAUAGGAUGCCGACUUUCCUCCUUCUACUCCUCGGACUAACGGCAGGAUGCGUCAGGACCCAGGAUAGUAGUGAGGGGGUCCCCGCAGUGGUCGCCGCUCCCUUGAAAGGCACUGGCGGGUACGGCGACCCCUGCGUGGAUAGCUGCAACCCGGACACUCACACCAUCUGUGACAACAAGACAAAGACGUGCAAGUGUGAUCGCCACCACCCAGUCCCCAUCAACGGCGAAUACUGCGUCAAGCCUGCAUUACUCGGGAAGCCAUGUAUUCACGAAGACCAGUGCCAAUACCACGAUGUUCACACCAUAUGUAUCGAGUACGACUUAAAUUAUACCGAAUGCAAGUGUCGCGAUAAAUACGAGGUCAAGGUCAUCGAAGGUCUGCCCAUUUCAGAUCUAUGCUUCCCAAGCUUAGAAGCCCUGAAGGCAGACGUCCCCACACUACUGGGUCUGGGUCUAGGCAUGUCCGUGUUGUCUGCCCUCAUCUGUCUUGUGCUCAAGAUCUUCGCCCGUGCCCGCUUUGUUCGCCCUCGUCGUUAUGCAGACGCCCGUAUUAACCCACCCCUCACGGUCUCUGAAACAUACGCAGCCUUUGCCCUGGCCGCCAAUGCCUCCACCAGCAGUAGCCCGGCCAGGGAUAGACACCAUUCCCUGCGCUCUACCAAAUCCGCAUCCUCAUCCCGAAGACCUUCCUACAGCUCCCUCCAUCCCCAUCGUCCAGGCACCAGGAGGUCUUCACAAGCAUCGCUCCGUCUGGUCGCAGGGGAGGGCCGUGGAGAACCGAUUGGAUACUACGUGUGCAUUAGGGAUCCUGCCUCCGUACAUUCUAGAGGAGGCUCCAGGCGCCCAUCUCAGGCUUCUACAGCAUCAAGUUCUGGGGACCUUCGUGAGGGCCGUGUCCAUCAUUAUCUUUAUAUGAGACCCAAUUAUUCCCUAACCUCAGAGGCCACUACCACCACGGGCACUUCAGACUCAUCUCCACGAACUCCCAAAAGUACAGAACAACUGCUGGCUGUGUACCACUCUGUGCCAGAGACUCUUCCUGUUGAACUGAAAACUAAUCAUCUACAACUGGACAAGAAUCUCUCGGAGAAAAAGGUUGUUCACUUCAGGAAAAGUCGCUCACUGCAUUCAGUCCUGGAGAUGGGAGGAGUAGGGACUUCCCACACCACAUCCACCCUCGGUACAUCCAGCGAUGACGUGUUCCAGGAAGAAGAUGAGGAGGAGGAGGAAGAGGAAGAGCAGCAGCAGAAAGCAGAAGAGGAAGGAAAAGCCAGAUUAAUUGUGUAAGAAAGAGGAAGAGUUUAAAUAAGAAGAUAUUGAGGGGUGAGAAUCCAAAGUACAUGACAGGGAAAAGGCUAAGAGUGAGUGUGAAAAACGUUACUGGAGAUUCUUUAUAACCAUCACCAAUGAUAUUAUUAUUGUUAUUAUUAUUAUUAUUAUUAUUACUAUUAUUAAUAUAUGCGGUUAUAUUGUUGUUAUUAUUAUUUUUUUUAUUACUGUUACUGUUAUUGAUAUCAUUAUUAAUUUUCUGUAAGUCAUGAUGGUAAAAGAAAGAAAAUAGUUAAUAUAUGUGCGAAGGUGACUGACAAUACCAUUUUCAAAUAAGUACAACUGCAUAUAAACUACAAAGAAAAAGCUGUAUGAUUAUCAGAUAUUUUUACACUAUUAAAACCAAGAUGCUUAUACUGUAAUAUUGGGUUAAUUUACUUAUGGUGUGAUGUUUAUGAAAAAUAGACAGCAUAAUUUUGGGAACCUUACAUUGCAUAUAUAUUAAAAGGCUAAUAUUACAAAUGGAGAAACAAUUAUUAUAGACUUUAUAUUUCUCAUCUACUACCAGUGAUCCAAAGAUUAAAUGUUAAUUUUGUAACUUGUUGAAUGUUUUGAAUAUUUAUGAGAAUUCUGAUUUUUUACUCUCUUUUGUUAUUAAUUGGAGAGAUAUAUGAAAUAUUGUGGAUUACCUCACCUAAUGUUCAAUAAUGAUUUGUAAUAUCCUUUGUGAACAAUAUACAGAAAAGUGGAAGUGACAAGUAUAAUUAUUAUUGGAACUAUCUGUAUUUAUUGCAAGUGAAACAGUGGUUAUUUUUAUUAUAUUUAUCUCUGUGGAAGUAGUUGGACAUCUUACCACAGGUUGCUACAGGGUGUUGACAAUAACAUACCAUCAAAAGAAUAGAUGACUUAAAACAUCAUCUCUUAUAAUGGAUGAUUACUGAUGCUGUAGACACUAGGUAGCAUGAAGAUAGAUGUGCCAAAUUUUCCUGAAUGUAGAUCUUCCCAGAGUCAUCCAGAUGUGUGAGGCAACUUAAUUAUCUUCCAUUUCCAAAUUCAUAUGGUUGAGGAAAUCUUUAGAAGGCAGAAUAGAUAUGCAGGUUUUUAGAAUUCAUUAAGAAAAAAUUGUUUUAUAGAUUCAGCAUUAUUAAAGUAGACCUAUAAAAAUGCUUAGUGCAGAUAGUCAGAUAAUGAAAUUUCAUGAUGGCUUCAAUUUUCUUAAUUUUUGCUACAUAGGAUUCAAGAUUUUGCACAAAGGUCAAGGGAGAUAAAAAAAAAAAAAAAAUAAACAAAACAGGGAGAUAAAAGACAACCACAAAUAUCAAGCAACUUAACCAACAAUGCAACGAUUUGGGGACGAACUGUGCGUAUCACUGAAUAGUUGCAAGAGUGAACGGCAAGGUAGCUCAUGUAUCCAUUGUCUCCGAAAGGCAUGUUUUCCUCUUUCUCAUGUAUAUAACAUGCCUGAUCAAAUUUAGAUGGGAAUUACCUUGCUGAAACUCUUUGCCAGACUUAAAUCAUCAAAUGAUAGUUUUGUUAUAGGUUUUCAGUAAAAACUUAAUGUCAUCUUGCAUUAGUUUUUACAAGUAUUAAAAGUGAAGUUUGUGGAGGUACGAAUGGUCAGUAUGUUUUGAGGGAUACAAGUUACUUUCUCAGUAUUUUCAAUAACAGCAAUAUAACUUUACAUUUUUGUGCUCUUGAGAUGCACACUGACUAUCAGGUAAAUAUCUAUCUACAUAUGAUUAUCAGGAUGAUGAUAGGAGUUUAUUCCUACCAAAUUUUAUUCCAGUGAGCUUCUUCAGACACUGACCAAAUACAUUUUUCUAACUCAUAUUGGAUGAUAAAUGUUACAACAUUUAAAAGCUCACAUAACUUAGAUUUCACCAAGUUAGGUGGCAUCUAAAGGAGAUUGGGGCAUAAGAGUGUUUAAGUGUCAGAUUUUCACAUGGUAAAGAAUGUAAGGGUUAGUAAAUACUUCUUUUGCAAACCCAAAACAAUGCCGUAAAAAAGUCUGAUAUCCCCAAUCCUUUAUCUGAUAUUUCUAACUACAAUCGCGGGUGACCAACUAGAUGUUAUCUACAGCUGACAUCAGUACCAAAGUGUGGGUCCAAAAGCUUUUCUUAUAGAAUAAGGAAGAUUGUUCUUUGUGUUCUGAAGUAGAACUCGGGUUUUCUUGAUAGAAAAAACACUACUUGGUGACCCUUACUGCUAAUCAAAUGGCUAUUAAAUUCUAGUUGUUCCUGACUUUUCAACUUGCCCUAUAGCCACCAACCAUAGUACCUGUAGAUGUUGUAGCAAUCAUAUUACAUAAAUAGACUGCUUCAAAUACAUAA